UUACGCUCGGCCGUCUGUCACGUGUCCUGCCUCUGUGGGCUAAUGUAUGGAGACUAAAGACGUUACACCGAGUAGCUCAUCGGCUCAGCACACGAUCUUUGACAGUGUGGCACAGUGAGGAGCGGCUCCUCUGCGCACCCAGAGGCGCCAUAUGGAGUGGAGACCGUUCUGGAGAUAACGAGACUUCGUACUUUGGAACACGGCUGUUCUAACCCAGUGCCUUCCUCUCUGCUGCGCACGGACUCUCCGGCUCUGUCCGUGAAUGAGGGUCUCUCCUUGGGCUGUUCCUGGAGUAAAGCCGUGACUAAUGGAGGAUGGCGGCGCAGAGAGCGAAACUCACGCCCAGUACACGAGUUCUCUCCCGCGGGAAGAGAAGGACAAGCUGGAGAAGCUUCUCGUGCUCAAAGUGUACAAGCGGAGGUGGUUUGUUCUGCUCGUGCUGUGCCUGCUCAACCUCUCCAACGCCACGUUAUGGCUGAGCUUCGCCCCGGUAGCGUCCCAGACCGCAUCCUACCUGGACGUGUCCCUGGUACAGGUCAACUGGCUGUCACUGAUCUACAUGCUGGUGUUUGUGCCCCUCAGUUUGGGAACCACGUGGAUGCUGGACACACUGGGACUACGCAUCACGCUGAUCGUCGGCUCAUGGCUGAACAUGACAGGUGCAGUGGUCCGAUUCAUAGGUGCGUCCCUGCCAACAGGCCAGGCCUCCGGCAGGUACCCUGUGGUGCUCGUGGGACAGACGUUCGGUGCACUGGCCCAGCCCCUCAUCAUCUUCACCCCCACCAAGCUCGCGGCACUGUGGUUCCCCGAGCACCAGCGCGCCAUUGCCAACAUGCUGGCCUCCAUGUCUAACCCUCUGGGGCUGCUCCUGGCCAACAUCCUGUCCCCUCUGCUGGAGGACUACGGAGGAGUGCCCAUCAUCACGCUGGUGUACACGGUGCCCGCCUGUGUGAGCUGUCUGCUGGCCACGGUGGGGGUCCGCAGCAGUACCCCGCCCACGGCCCCCUCGUCCAGCGCCCAGUCCAGCCCCGAGCCCUUCUUCCAGGGACUCAAACUGCUGGUAAAGAACAGAGCCUACCUGAUCCUGAUGCUGUGUCUGGGCUCAGGGAUCGCCUCCUUCACCUGCUUCUCCUCCCUGCUCGACCAGAUCCUCUGUGUGCAGGGCUACUCCAAUGACUUUGCCGGCCUGUGUGGGGCGCUCUUCAUCGUGUGGGGGAUUGUGGGGGCGGGGCUUCUUGGGGUCUAUGUCGACCGCACCAAGAAGUUCAUCGAAGUGACCAAGAUCAACCUGAGCCUGAGCGCUGUGGCCUGUGCUGCCUUCUCUGUGGUGGCGCUCAUGCCCGGGCAGAGUGUCGCGGUGGCUGUCGUCUGCUCUCUGUUCGGCUUCUUUGGCUUUUCUGCUUACCCCGUUGCCAUGGAGCUGUCGGUGGAGUGCUCGUAUCCUGUGGGAGAGGCCACCUCCGCAGGGAUCAUCUUCGCCUCAGGGCAGGUGCAGUCCUUGCUCUACAUGGUCCUGCUGCAGAGCCUGACCACACCCCUGGCCCCGACCCCUCCCUCCGUGUGUGGACAGGAGCCCCAGAGCUGGAGAGUGCCUCUGAUGCUGCUGGCAGGACUGUGCUCCUUCUUCACCUGCAUCUUCGUCCUGUUCUUCCACUCACGCUACAGACGCCUGGAGGCUGAGGAACUGGCACAAUACGGGACCAAAGAGGGCCCCGUCACCUCCGAUCAGGGGCCCCCUGUUGAGGGUGACCAGGGAUCUCCCACAGAGUACAACCAGAAGCCCCUCACCCAGCACGACCAGAGCCCCUGUACGAUCGGACCGGACCAUGACCAGGACCAGGACCAGGACCAGGACCAGGACCACGACCACCUGACUGUGUGUUCAGAUCCAGCGGUGGAGUGAAAACUCACUCAUAAUGUUUAUUAGAGUUUUUAUUUUUAUUUAAAAAAAAAAAAGUCUAAAUCACUAAAACUACUUUAAAUGACACCGGAAUUCUCAGUAAAAAAUCUGCAGACUGAUGGUUAAAUCAGUCUGCAGAUUUUUUGACCUGAUUUAUGGUCAGUGUUGGGGAGUAACAGAUUACAUGUACCAGAGUUACGUAAUCAGAGUACAAAUUAUGAGUAACUGUAUUCAGUUACAGUUACUGUUUCAAUGAGUGGUAAUUGGAUUACAGUUACUUUGUUGAAAUAAAUAAAUUCUGGGUGUAGAAAAACUGUGGUACAUGGAUGACAAGUUUUUUUUUCAGGUGGUAUGUUGACUUUAUUUUAUCUACCUUUCUACUUUCCAUUAGAUAAUCUUUUUUAGAACUACAGUGGAAAUGAUACAGUCCACUUUUAGACCUGGAAUAAUCCUGCUCUAGUCAGUUUAUGGUCCUAGUUGAGACCUGGUGGCACUCAGAAAGUACUUGGUCUAUAUAAUAGUGGCUGUCAAAUUUUCACACCAUCUCAAAAAACUAAACUAUUAUGAAAAAGCUCUAUAUUUACAUGGGUUUGACUGAAAUGAAUGACAAAAAAUACUGAAACUUGUCAUGAUAUUCAUAAUUUCUUGGGAUGGUCUGGAGAUCAGAGACUCAGUCCAGCUCCAGGUGGUUUACUGCAUCUAUGUCAGAACUAAACAAAGCACAAACAGCUGAGAGAGAAGGAUUCAAUUUAUAUCCUCAUCUUAAAUGUUAUAGGAAGAAUAGCUUUUGAAUGAUGUUUAAUAGAAUGAAUUUUGAAGAGCCAGUCUUUAAUAAAUACAUGCAAACUCCACACAGAAAGACUUGGGCAGAUUGUAUAUAACAAAUUCUACUAUUUAAUUCACGUUUAAUGGUUUGAGAAUGGUGCAGUGUCCAAAUCGCUAAUCCUGCCCUAACAUUUAAUUAUUUUUAACACUGUGACAAUGUUUUAAACGUCAAGCAGUCGCUCAAACGUACAUUUGUUUUCACUCUGAGGGGAAUUGUGUCUUACAGAAAAUGACCAGAUUCUUUUAUUUUAUGACAAUGUUACAUUUUGAAACCUGUGAAUAAGACAUGUUAAAAUACUUGCACUGGAUUGUAUUUUAAUAUCUGUACAUUCUUUUUAUAUCUUAACUCUAUCAAAGGUUUUUCAGAUCUUCUACUUAAAUGGACUAAUUAAAGUUUAUUUUGUAUUUAUCUUAACUUUUGAUACUUUGUGCUUUGUGUUGCAGCUCUGGCCAUGGUGGCACAGACAAAGGCUCUUUUAAAUGUACAGUUUUUAACAGUGAACAGUAAGAUGUAAAUAAAAUGCUCUCACACAC
Molecule: messenger RNA, 3259 nt
Organism: Boleophthalmus pectinirostris (great blue-spotted mudskipper)
Lineage: Eukaryota; Metazoa; Chordata; Actinopteri; Gobiiformes; Gobiidae
Gene: slc49a3
Product: solute carrier family 49 member 3
Exons: 10
Coding region: 308-1903 (531 amino acids)
Biological process (GO): transmembrane transport
Cellular component (GO): membrane
Molecular function (GO): transmembrane transporter activity
Source: RefSeq, a predicted model, not a curated record